AUGCCCUCUUUGGCUUCUGUGAGAGAAAACCGCCCCGAGAGACGUCGCAAUCGCUCGGGCAGAGUCUCUCGCACAUCUUCCGUCUUGGGCACCCUUAAAAACAUCGUUUAUUCUCCUCUCACCUGGUUCGGCUCAGCAGAAAGGCUUGCUUCGCAGUCCGUCUCAUCCGACGAUUUUGAAGAUACACCCGGGGUCAACGGCACCCCCGCCAAGCGGCGCCGGGUCGUCACAGCCCCCCUAAAUGGAGACCGGGAGGGUUCUGGUCGCGCCAGUAAGAGGAAACGAUAUGAAGAGCAUCCCCCGCCGCCCCAGCAGGUACAGGAGCAAGCGCAAACACAACAGCAGCAGCACCAGAUAUCCCAUGGCUACCUCGAUAUUCCCGACCGUGUUGUGCCUCCACCCCCACCUGCGCCUCGCAAUCUUCAGCCCGCUCAGGACCGCUCCUCAUCCAUCGCCAUCCCUCCGAACUUUUCCCAGACGCAGCACACCCGCCACACUGACUCUCCUCACGCAAGUGCAUCCUAUGCCGCCCCCAGCGCGAUCGCGCGCACCCAGUCCAUGGACCCUCCUGCCAUGCUGAACGCCACACGUGGCUCCCUUCGCGAUGUCUCCAUGGGUUCCAUCCCCUCCGGGUUGCCGCGCGACCUCACUUCGUCCCCCACCUGCGCGCCCUUCCACGUGCGCAUGCGCACCUCGCUCACGCCGCAGCCGUCCGGCCAGCGCUUCGGCCCGAUGCCGAGCCGCCGCGACCGCGACGCCUCCGAGCCGCCGCCCCUCGCCGCGCUCAUGACCAACCCCGUCUUCGUGAAGACACCACAGUCGGUGCAGCAGCAGCAACCUCAGCAGCCUACCCUCACGCUCGGAUCGCUCGGAUCGCAUCGCGGGGCUGGUUUGGGUCCCUACAGCCCGCUCUUCUUAGGCUCUGAGGUCGCCAGCAGCGCGUACUACCGUCCAAUCAAUGCAGCAGAGAAAGCUCUUCACGAUUUGGAUGUGUACAAGACGCCUCUCCUACCCUCGCGUCUGCGCGGGUCGCCAAAGAUCCCCGACAUGUUCCGGCCCAAGAGGUUCUCCGUGCCAACUCUAUUGCACAAGGAGCAAGACAACAAGCCUCGCCUGGGCAUGGUGGACACAGGGAAGGGCAAUGAGGACCUCUCAAGCGUGAGUCCAUAUGCCGGACGGGGGGGUUUGAAGAAGCUGCUGGCUAAGCGACGCCUGGAGGAGGAGGAAGAGGAAGAGAAGGAACGCGAGAACGCGAUGGAGGAAGACGAGGACGAUUCUUUACAGUACGAAGAGCCUGAACUCGCCGUUCCCGAGACACUCCCGCCGCCCGUGCUGCUUCCCGCGGUACCCGCGUCACCCGUCCCUGGGCGCACGCAGUCUUCUCUUCGUGUGGGUCGUACUACGACGUCUAGAAACCAUAUCCAACGCCCAACGCGCCCGGUUGCAACCAAUGCAGCCACCGCAUCCACCAGAACAACCGGGCGGUACUCAGCAAAGUUCAACGAAGACGAGCUGGACAUUCAGAUGACCACUGAGGCGACCGAGGAGGCGAACGUUAGAAAGGAGGUUAGGAAGGCUACAGAGGCGGAGCAGACGAAGGAAGUGCAAGGGCGGAAGGAGGCACAGAAAAUUGUGCUACCUCCAGGAUUCAGCUUCGUGAACGACAAGGCGCCCAUUACCCACGACGCGACCGAUGCGAAAGAGCCCCCGCUGACGGCUUUGCCGUUCUCCUUCGCCGAUUGGGCGGCUUCCAAAGGAAUCCCCGUACCUACAGAGGCUCCCAAGCAACCUGUCUCGGUGUUUGCAAAGCUGGCAUCCGCCCCCGCUACAGCUCUUCCGACAGUGGCCGCAGAGAGCACGCCUGAGACAUUAACGGUGGCGCCGACCACCCCUGCCUUAUCCACUAUGCCAUCCUUCUCCCUCACCCCGCCGACCCCCGCCCCGCCUGUUCCUGCGCCUGCCCCAUCUGCUCCAAGCACGAGUGCCCAGCCUGCGCGUACCGAAGGCUCCUCUAUCCCGAACUUCUUCACGAAUUCUGCUCUCCUGAAGGCAGGUGCGAACGUCACCCAAGCCGUCACGGUCCCACCUUCCCCGAUGUUCAGUUCAGAAUUGGCGGCGCGGCCUGCGGUAUCCGCAUUAGGCGAGGCGAAGGCGGCGGAGCCUACUGCACCGACGCCCACGGAACAGCCCAAGUCGACCCCAACGUCCUUGUUCGGCAGACCUGCGCCUGCAGCGAAGGAGGCCCCUGUGCAACCCUCGACCUCGCUGUUCGGUAGUGUGCCAUCCGCAAUAUCUGCUACACCCGACACUCUAUCCGGUGCCCCGCAGAAACCCGCAGAGGAGCCCAAGUCUCUCGCUCCUGCGUUCAACUUUGCGGCACCCUCGCAGGCUGCGGAAGUGUCCAAGCCCAGCGGGUCCGUGUUCAGCUUUGCCACACCUCCUAAACCUGCGGAAGUGCCCAAGCACAGCACUCCAUCAUUUGGUUUCCCAAAGCCUGCAGAGACUAGUGCGCCGUCGCCAUUUAGCUUCGCCACCACAUCAAAGCCUGCAGAGGCCCCUGCUACGCCCGCCGCUCCCGCGCAGCCAUCGUUCUUCGCCACGCCGGCCAAACCGGCGGAGUCUUCGGCACCCCCCUCGUUCCCGUUCACCUUCGGCGCUCCCAAGGCAGAACAGGCGAAGGCACCCGAAGCCAAGGCGGAGCCGCUCAAGCCGUCGCUCUUUGGUAAUGCGCCCGCGGCACCCUCUCCCUUCGCAGGAUUUGGUGGGGCUGCGGCGAGUAGCCCUGCUGCCGAGCAGCCGAAGAGCGCGUUCUCCUUCACUCCAUCUGCGCCCGCUGUAGCUGCAGAGCAGCCGAAGUCUUUCUUCGAUGCUGCCCCUUCUGCUGGCUCAGCCUUCGGCCAGCCUGCGGCUUCAGCGCCUUCCGAUGGGACCAAUGCGAAAUCUCCGUUCUCGUUCGGCGCUUCUCCGUCCUCGACGCCUGCGGCAAAGCUUGCGUACACGUUCGGUGCUCCGCCGAGUGGCGGCCACGGUACAGACGUAUCGAGCAAGCCCUUCGUUUUCGGCUCUUCCACGACGUCUGCGAGACCGACAACGCCCCCGCACACGCAUGAUUCGGAGGUGAUGAUGGACGAGAGCCCGACACGCGGCAGUUCAAUGGAUAUGAACGGGUCAGCGAAGCCGGAGAUAGCGAAGGUCCAGACUGGCUUCACGUUUGGUCAGAGUGGGACCUCUGGUGUGUCGCCUUUCGGACAGCCCAACCAGAACAAUUCGUCGUCCUUCAAUUUCGCAUCGAACCCAAAUCCGUUCGGAGCUAAGCCUGAGGCAAAGCCAGAGAUUAAGACCACAUUUGCUGGGUUCGGACAGCAGGCAGGUUCAAGUGGGUUUACGUUCGGACACAAGGAGAGCACGCAGUCGCCACUGUCGCCGAGCCCGUUCCCUCCCUCGCCAUUCAAUCAGGCUCCAGCACAAUCGGCAGCUGCGGCAUUCCCGUUCGGUGGCCCAUCGCCGGGCGGUGCAUUCGGCCAGCGACCGUCGACCGCCCCGUCUAACCCGGCGAGUCCCUCUACAUUUAAUCCGCCAAACGCGUUCAAUUUCGCACCCAGUCCCACUUCUGCUGGCGCGCCGGCAAACCAGUUCAGGUUUGGUAGCCAACCAGCUUCUCCCGCUGCUGCCAAUCCUGGGCUUCCUCAGCAGCAGAGCGCGGCACCCGUGCAGUUCCACUUUGCACAAACUCCUGUACCAUCCCCAUCAUCGCCUUUCCCGGAAAAUCCUGCACAACAACCAGCCAUACCUGGCGAGGUCAUGUUCGUGAUGGGAUCUGCGCCUCCUCCCGUUCCGAAAGAGAAUAGGCCCAUGAGGCGGCUUCCCAACCGAAGAAACGCUAAACGUUAA
Molecule: messenger RNA, 3891 nt
Organism: Sparassis crispa
Lineage: Eukaryota; Fungi; Basidiomycota; Agaricomycetes; Polyporales; Sparassidaceae
Exons: 4
Coding region: 1-3891 (1296 amino acids)
Source: RefSeq, a predicted model, not a curated record